AUGGCGGGGACGUCUUCAACCGAGCCACCUACGUCGUCCCUUGUUCUUUCCACACUUGGCGCAUACUCGGACCUCACCAAGCAGCUAUUCUCUCUCAUAGAGAAUCCAUCGAAUUCCAGGACCAAAAUAAUAGCUGACGCAUCAGCAGGCAAAUCAUGGAACGUCGACGGCAUCACAUCUAUCCUCACAGCAUUGCACGAUGUGGACCACCUCCUCUUGUCUCGUCUCGAGAUCGCCCACAGACACGCAGUCAACCAGAGUCGAAUCGAGGAGCUGCAAGCACAGGCGAAGAAACGAGAUCAGGAGACCAGACAUGCAAUUCUGGAGUUGAGCCAAAUACAAUCUGAGCUCGCCGAGAUCACACGGUUGUCAGAGGAGGAGGUAGCGUCGAUAGACAGAGCGGAAAAGCGGCCGAUCGGGCACUCGACGUUGCUAGCGUACGCGCAGAGGCUCGCGAGGUACACAUCGGCGCCUCCUGGCUACAAGUUGCCACAACUGGCAUCUGCAGCGAAAGACGAUGGGGCAGGAGUCAAAUCAGAACCGGGUCAGGGCGCGGAUGGCGAGCCGGCGGAACAGAUCUCGCUAGGAGCAGACUACAACCAGUACGCUAAGAGAGCCGCAGCGUACUACGAUCCAGCAAUACCGUCGAUGCCGCAAGAGAUGCCCUUCCCGUCGGACGCCAUGAUGCGGCAGGGCAUCUUGAACAGUCAAGAGAUGCUCAACGGCGCACCCAUGGCAGAGCAGCCGGCGGACGAAACGAUGGAGGAUGCGGACGAGCUGCCCGCGACCGACUUUGCUGCGUCGUAUUCACAGCUCAGACAGCAGCAGCAGCGACAGGACGAGGACGAGGACGCUUUCGACCUCGACCUUAAUUGA
Messenger RNA from Pseudozyma hubeiensis SY62, 876 nucleotides. RefSeq names its product mediator complex subunit. Gene Ontology annotation, biological process: regulation of transcription by RNA polymerase II. The coding region runs from base 1 to 876 and encodes 291 amino acids. The record is from RefSeq and is a predicted model, not a curated record. The transcript has a single exon. Lineage: Eukaryota; Fungi; Basidiomycota; Ustilaginomycetes; Ustilaginales; Ustilaginaceae. Gene Ontology annotation, cellular component: core mediator complex; mediator complex. Gene Ontology annotation, molecular function: transcription coregulator activity.